Scutellospora calospora is the source of this 3856-nucleotide messenger RNA. Lineage: Eukaryota; Fungi; Glomeromycota; Glomeromycetes; Diversisporales; Gigasporaceae. The record is from the annotation of a GenBank genome assembly.
GACGACGGAAGGUUCGCAAUAUCAGAAACUUCGAAGACUGCAUUUUCCAACAUAUUCAGGAACUCAGAAAGAUUAUUAUAAAAAUUUGGCUUAUACAAAGAAAAAAAGAAAUGAAAUAUUUAAUUCUAUGAAACCUGAAACUGUUUCUAAACAAGUUUCUAUGUUGCGUCAAUAUAGAGUUGGAGAACUUCCUGAUAUUGAAAUUAAAUGUAGUGACAUUAUUGGCCCAUUACAAGCAUUGGCUCAUAGAGACUUGGAUAUUUCUCGAAUUUUAUUUUCCACAUUAUUUGUUUCCAUUUAUGAUAUUACUGGUGACAAUACAAUCAUGGACGUUAAUAAACAAAAUUCUUAUACAAAUUCGAUGUCUCAACAUAUCCAAUCAAUUUUCAACGCAACAACAUCAUAUUUUCCACCUUUAAUUAGCAGUUGUCUAAGAAUAUGUUACGAAAUCCCAGAUAUAAAAUUAGACCCAUUGUCCAUACGGAAAGCCAGUGAAAUUAGUUCUACAGAAUCAAUGGGUAUAAGAUUAAUUGAGCAAUAUUUGAUACAGAUUCCUAAACAAAGAGAGUCAAAAAGAAAACGUACUUCAAACACUGGCCUAGUCGCCGAGAGUAAGCAACCAUGGAUUGAGUUAGCACAUCUUUAUAAAUCGAUUGAUAGUAAUGAUGUUUAUAAGAGCAUUCAUGAAAAUUAUAUUGCUCACAAUCAAUAUACCAAAGAUGCUCUUAAUGCUGAAUUAAUAGGCGAUUACGCUUCAGCUUGUCAAUUCUAUUUGCAAGCAUUAAGCACUGUCGAAGAUGCUGAUGAUGCUGAAAUUACUGUUUGGGAAGAAGGCAGAUUUGAAUGUUUUGAAAAAUUAUCAAAAUGGGAUGACUUGGCCGAAACAGUGUGUGUCGAUAUAGAUAAUGAUUUAGAUAAGCUUUGGGACCAAGAUUAUCAGUACCCGUAUCUUCAAUACUUUAUGCAUAGUUUGUUCAAACUAGCGCAUGGUGAUAAUGAUGUUAUCCAUCGUGACAUGUUUUUUGAUUUCGUUGAUCGUGCCUUGUCUGAUUCAGAACGUAAAUCUUUCUUAACUGCACAAUAUCCGAUUGCACGUGGUGAUACAGAGCAAGCAUUUUAUUACAUUAGAAAGGCGUAUGAUAGUUUCUUGUUUGCCUGGUCUACUUUACAUCCGUUGGCAUCUAGCACAAGACUAAGUAAAUUGACUUCACUACAAGAGGUUGUUGAAAUGGAAGAGUAUUUGAAUUUUUCUCAAUCAUCCGAGAAAUCAGAAAUAUAUGAAAAACUUAUUAGUCAAUGGAAAAAUAGGUAUCCUUCAAAACGGCUAGACCCUAGCAAUAGUUGGGAUGACAUUAUAACAAAUCGCCACUCACUUCUUGACGCUAUGAACAAAUUGCUGCAAGGAGACAAGCACUUCAUUGAUAUUAAGAGCUCACUAGAGCGAGAUGGCUUACUUAAAAUGGCUUCAGCAGCAAGAGUUCAAGGCAAUUUUGAAGUUGCCCGUGUUUGUCUCAACAAAACAAGGCAAUUUAAACUUGAUGAUCAAAAUGAAUUGACUUAUUAUCAGUUGAAGCUCAAUCUUCAAGAGGCUUUGACCACCGUUAGUGUUAAAAAUAAACUAAAUAUAUUACUGGCGAUGACUGAUGAGUUUAAAAAAGUUCAGAUAUCGGAUAUAGAAACAAAUAUAAAAAAUCAUGUUACAGAAAGUGAAACAUAUAUUACAUUGGCAGCUAUUCUUGAUAAUGAAGAAAAUUGGGAUAUAUCGCGUUCUAUUCAAAAUAAUAAAACAAGGUUUAUGCAUGAUGGUUAUAAUCUUUUAAAAGGAGCGGCUGCACAAGCUGCUUUACACCUCAGGCCUUUGAAACGAGCAAAAAUUUAUGUUAAAUUUGCAAAAUUCUGUGAUUAUUACUUACGGAAUUUGGAAUCAGCCGAUGAGAAUCAAAAAACGAUUUCUUUUGAUAGUGGCUCGUUUGCCUCUACAGUUGUUCAAUAUGUUUUAAGGGCAAUGGAAAUUUGUUCAAAGGAAGCAUCGGAAUUAUUUCCUAGAUUGCUUCAGAUAAUUAGUAUAUACGAUAAUACACAAUCAACUUUUAAACAAAUGGUAUCAUCAUUUGGCCCUGUGUGGAAAUUUAUCCGUUGGAUUCCUCAAAUUGUUGCCAUAUUGGACAAACCCAUUGCAGAAUGUGUUUUUCCAAUAUUGCUUAAUCUUGCAGAGCAAUACCCAAAAAGUCUAUACUAUCCAUUAAAAAUUAGUAGCGAACAUUACAAUUUUGACGAAAAAUCUGAAGAGUCAGAGAUUAGCAAGUCAAGAGUUCAAAAACUUAAGCAAAUAAUAAAGUGCGAAAUGACUGAUACUCUUAUUGCAGAGUUACAAAGGCUUGUUGAUUCAGAAAUUCAUUUUGAAAAUUGGAUUAAAUCAAUUUAUACUAAAGAAACUGAUCAGUAUGAAGAAAUUAAAGAGUCUUUUCAAAGAAUGAAGUCUUUUCUUUUGGAUGCUCAGAAUACUCGGAUUGACGGGUCUAAAUUAGCAAGAUUUAAUCAAAUAGAAUUCCGAGCAAAAGUUUGGGAUUAUUACAUUAAAAAUAUAAAGCGUGGUGGUGACAAGAAACCAUCGUCUGUUGCAAAUUUACUUAAAUCGUAUUCUCAAUGGCUUGCCGAUUUUUCAUCUUCAAAUUAUGACGAAGAAAUUGAAAUACCCGGUCAAUAUGAUGGAUUAGGCAUUCCAGAUCCUAGUCGACAUGUAAAAAUCGCCUAUUUUGAUCAAAAAGUUUUGAUUCUAAUGUCUUUAAGGAAGCCCAAAAAAAUUACUAUAGUGGGUACAGAUGGCAAAGAAUACCCUUUCCUUGUAAAAGGAGGAGAAGAUUUACGAUUAGAUCAAAGAGUUCAGCAAUUAUUCACAGUUAUGAAUGAGCUAAUGCGCAAGGAUUAUUUCUGUUCUCAGCGUAAAAUUGAAUUAAUUACAUAUAAGAUUGUUCCUAUCACUGGUAGUUUAGGUAUAAUUGAAUGGAUAAAUCAUACUAAACCACUACGGUCAUUUAUUGAGAAAGAACUUUCUAAUGUUUCAUCCAUUGGAAAUUCUCAACAAGAGCAUGAUACUUGGGUGAAUGAACAUAAAGCAUUAUAUAAGCUUGCCGCAUCUCCUGAAGUUCAUUUAGCAAUUCGUAAUGAAUUUGUUAAAAAUCUAGCCGCAAUUAAUAUCUGUGGUUACUUAAUUGGAAUUGGUGAUCGUCACUUGGAAAAUUAUCUGAUUGAUCUUACCAAAGGAUCAUUAAUUUCCAUUGAUUUCGGUCAUGCUUUUGGCUCAGCAACUGAGACACUUGGAGUUCCAGAAUUGAUACCAUUCCGACUUACUAAGCAAUUUGAAAGUCUAAUGGAGCCACUUGGUUCGCAAGGUUUAUUAGAAUAUCCAAUGACAAAAAUAAUGCAAACUAUGCAAGCACACAAAGAUAUAUUACUUAAUGCGAUGGAAAUUUUUGUUAAAGAGCCAUUAUUGGAUUGGCAAACCAGAGCAAGAAGUCAAGCACGGCAACAAAAAAACGAAGGAAGUAAUGAAAUUGAUGAAAGUUCUCAAUCAUCAGAAUGGUAUCCACGCCAUAAAUUAGAUAUUGCUAGACGCAAACUCGAGGGCGAAAACCCUGCUUAUCUUGUUUGCGAAGAGUUAGUAUUUGGACAUUCGAAGAAAGGAUUUAUUAACAGCAUUCAAAAAAUUGCUAAGGGAGAUUCUGAACAUAAUAUUAGAGCUUGUGUACCUCAAAAAUGUAGUAACGUAAAAGAACAAGUUGAAUGUUUGAUUGAUUUGGCAACUGAUCCUGUGGUUCUCGGUAUUAUGUGGGUCGGAUGGAUAAGUUGGUUGUAA